Messenger RNA from Vanderwaltozyma polyspora DSM 70294, 699 nucleotides. RefSeq names its product ESCRT-I subunit protein VPS28 (gene VPS28). NCBI's taxonomy places the organism in Eukaryota, Fungi, Ascomycota, Saccharomycetes, Saccharomycetales, Saccharomycetaceae. The transcript has a single exon. Bases 1 to 699 code for a protein of 232 amino acids. Gene Ontology annotation, biological process: protein transport to vacuole involved in ubiquitin-dependent protein catabolic process via the multivesicular body sorting pathway. The record is from RefSeq and is a predicted model, not a curated record. Gene Ontology annotation, molecular function: protein-containing complex binding. Gene Ontology annotation, cellular component: ESCRT I complex.
AUGAUUAAUAUGCCAAACUAUCAUUCCACUUUAAAUGAAGAAAUAGUUCUGUUUGAAAAUACUGUUUCAUUGAAAGAGAAAGAAGCUAUUGAAACCUUAUCAGAUAUCUAUUCCAUAAUAAUUGCUAUUGAUCAAGUCGAAAAGGCAUAUUUAAAGGAUUCCGUUAGUAAUGAAGAGUAUACAAGCACAGUGAAUAAGCUUCUCAUACAGUACAGGACGUAUUUAUCUAAUGACAAUGAAGAUCUACAGAGACUUUUUGGUGAUUUAAAUGCGUUUAAAGAGAGGUAUAAUAUUGUCGCUCCAAAUGCCAUAACAAGAUUAGAAAGAGGUAUUCCAGUGACUGUAGAGCAUGCUAUUGAAUCUAAUUCUCCCAAUGCAGAAAGUGGUGGCAGUAGCAACAUUGCUAAUAACGCAAAGGGGAAGCAUAUCGCUGAAGCCACAGGUAACUUUAUUACAAUAAUGGAUGCAUUAAAAUUAAAUUAUAAAGCUAAAGAUCAAUUACAUCCUUUAAUGGCAGAGUUACUAUUAUCAGUUAACAGAGUAACUCAAUCAGAUUUCGAAAAUAGAGGCAAGCUAAUUGAAUGGAUAGUUAAAAUUAACAAAAUGAAGGUUGAUGCUGUUUUAACAGAUACAGAAGCAAGAGAAUUACUAUUUGAUUUGGAUCUAGCCUACAAAUCAUUUUAUGCUCUUCUUGGCUAA